AUAAUGGUGGUGGUGAUGCUGCUGGCGUUAUCAUGAUGAUGCCAGUGAUAAUGUUGGCGGUAAUGGUGCUCGUGAUGGUACUGGUGAUCUCGAUUGUGCUGAUCGUCCUGGUGAUCGUGCCUGUGAUGGUCCAGGUGAUGGUGCUGAUGAUGGUGCUGAUGAUGGUGCAGGCGGAUGGUGAUGCUGAUGGCAGUAAGGACAGUGAUGGUGAUGGGGAUGGGGAUGGGGAUGGUGGUGGGGAUGAUGAUAAGGACAGUAAUGGUAAGGGUGAUGGUGAUGGUGAUGGUGAUGGUGAUGGUGAUGGUGAUGGUGAUGGUGAUAUGUGUGGUGUUGGAGAUGGCUAUGGGGAUGGUGAUGGUGAUGGUGAUGGUGAUGGUGAUGGUGAUGGUGAUGGUGAUAAGCACAGUAAUGGAGGAAAAGACGAGACGAGGAGCCACAGGACGAGGUGGAGAAUGGUAUGUGAUGGAGAAGCCCAAGGUGAAGGACGUAAGAGGCAGAGAGGAGAUGGAGGGGGUGAAGGUGAAGGGAGGAGCACUAGGGAGAUGAAGGAGGUCCAGGAGGUGAAGGAGGUGGAGGGAGCUGGGGGAGGUGGAGGAGCUAAGGAGGUGAAGGAGGUGGAGGAGGUGGAGAAGGUGGAGAAGGUGGAGAAGGUGGAGGAUAUGACGUGGGUCGGAGAGGUGGAUGCAGUGGAGGUGGUGGAGGCGGACAUGACGAGGGUGGGGGAGCUGGAUGCAGUGGAGGUGGUGGAGGCGGUGGAGGCAGUGGAGGCGUGUGGAGGCGGCGGAGGGGGUGGAGGUGGGCGCAGGGGGGCAGACGACGUUAUCCAAGCGUUCUUUCGCAGGGAUCUACGGCGGCUCUGUGCGGAGUGCAGUGCGUGGGGUGUGGCGCAGCGGCGGGGUGGCAGCGGAGUGUGGACUGUGAGAGUGACCGGAGAUGGAUGCGGGGAGAGCAAUCAUCAUCGUCGUCGGAACGAGGGAAAGAUUUCCUGCAGACUCGGAAAUGCGGGAGCGGGAGCCGGAUGUGAUUGUGAAGCAAGGGAGGAGGAGGAGGUUGACGAAGUUGAGAUACCCAUUGACAUCGGGGUCGCGAUGGAACAGAGGGAUCAUAAGGCUGCAUGCAAUGCAGAUGGGCUGGGCUUCUCGUUGCAAUGCCUCGCCAGUGACGAGGAAAGGGGAGGAGGUACGCUUGAUGCCAACAAGUGCAGAAUUUGUUUGGUGGCAGUUUCAGAUCGGGGGCGGCUUAGCUGCUGCGAUCACAUGUUUUGCUUCGCAUGUGUGGAUACUGGGACACGGAUGACGAAUGUGUGCCCGGUGUGCAAGCAAUGCUUCAGUUAUAUCACUAGAUUGCUGUUGGUACGCAGGGCUGGCAAUUUUGGAAGCGAUGGCAGAGCCGACUCCAAGUCGAGGGAGGUGGAAGAAGUAUGGAUACCAUUUGAUCUUGCAAUGGAUGCAAGGGAUCAAAAUGCAGUGUCCGAUGCAGAUGGACUCGGUUUCGCUCCAUGCCAUUAUGUCAACGAAGAUGCUGUGGAGUGCUUGGAUGGAAAAGGAUGCCUUUUCAGAGAUGGACUGACAAUGGAAGAUGGCCGGGAGAUGGCGGUGGCUUGUGAUGCCUGCGACAAAUGGUUUCACACUCGAUGUGUGAACUUUCGUGCCAAUGACAUGAGCCAAGAAUCUUGGCACUGUAUAAGAUGUGCUGAUGGCUAUUCCCUGACAAGUCCAGGUGCUAUGGUUGUCACACAAGUUGAGGCGCCCAUUAUGUCAGCAGAUGGCAGAGGCAGUGGUGCAGUGGAGGGAUCACAAGUGCGUAUCCGGACGUUGGAAGGACGAGCGGACGGCACUGUUAGCCAUGUUGGAGGAGGGGGAACAGACAAUUGCAGUUUGUGGAGAACAAGGGACUGGAUUGUGGGAAGCAAGUGGGCUUCAGAGGAGGGAACGUCACCAGGUCCGAAGGAUGCAAAGGCACGGGAAACUAACGAUGACCAUUCAAUGCAUGAUGCAGUUCUUACAGAUCUUGUUUUAGCCACUGACUCAGUGCGUGCAAAGGCUGAAUGCAGGCAGGGGAGUGCAGUGCAACAAGGAGGAGCAGCAGCAGCAGCAGGAGGAGGAGGAGGAGGAGGAGGAGGAGGAGGAGGUAUUGCUGGAGGAAAUGGAAGGGAGGUUACGCGGAGUGCAGAUCGCACAGAGACUGGUGGAGGCACUCAUAUGCUGGCAGGCAGCAGAAAUGGCCUCAUCCCCGUUCCGGCACCAGGUGGUAUUGGUGAUGGCAGAGAAGAUGAAAAGGGCAACUGGGGUCUCGCUAUUGGCAUGGCUGAAACUGGAAGUUCUAUGUCCGUUGAUCCAAUUGGCAAGCAACUGUUGGGCAGGACAUCUGGUCCCAAGACUAAAGCAGCAACACCAGGAACAGGGCCGGAAGGAUUGUCCUCGUCUGAAGCAGGGCACGAGCUAGAGGCAGUGAGUCUCCUGAGAAUGGACCUUCUUGCAGAUGCAAAGAUGAGCGGGAAAGUAUGUCCUGAUGACAAAGAUCAGCAGGCGGGCGACCGAAUCAUUGGUGAUAAACGGCAAAUGACUGAAGAAUGUGAAGUAAGAGAUGACAAUGGGGCAGAGAUGGGACCAGGACAUGCGGUGCGGGAGAACGGGAGUGGGCUAUCGACAGUGCAAGUGGAUGGAUGCGCACACUGGAGCAGGGGCAGAGCGAGAAGUAGGGGAGAGGUAAUGCGGGGGGAAGCAAACUGGGCAGCAGGGAGACCAAUUACCCCUCCAGCAGGGAGGCCUUCCUUGAGUCGAGAGUCGUCGUCGGUGUAUGGAAGGGGGGCUUCUCCUGCGAGGAAUGCGGCGGCUGCAGCAGCUGCAAAGGUGGAAAGCACAGGCCAUUUUGUGGUGGCAGCGGAUGGAACCAUCACGAAGGCUGGGACCCUUGGGGGGGGAGAUCUUGGAAUCCGAGGAGGAAGCGGCACACACCUCAGAGGAGGGAGAAUUGGAAGAAACAUGGGGGGGUUUGGUGGGAUGGGCAGGGGAAGGGGAGCAGGGUUGGGAAUGGGACUCGGGCUCAAUAUGGGACUGGGAAUGAAUAUGGGAAUGGCUAUGAGGAUGGGCAUGGGUGUGGGCCCAGGUAUGGGACUUGGAAUGGGUGUGGGGCCUGGGAUGGGCAUGGGUAUUGGCCUUGGUAUGGGAAUGGGGAUGGGAAUGGGAGUGGCGAUGGGUCCUGGAAUGAGAGGCGGAAGAGGGGGGAGGAUCGUUGAGCCGUUUGUGCCAUUUGGAAUCCGAGGAGGUCUUGGUGGUCGUGGGGGCAGAAUGGGGAGGAUAGGAAGCCGGCACAGAUUGCAGCACAGUCACAGUGUCUCCCCUCCAUCAACACGUCACACCAGAGGCUCCCCUGCCAGGUGGAGGUCUCGAUCACGUUCGCGCUCAAGGUCUAGGUCAGGGGUUCGAUCGAGGUCGCUCUCAAGGUCCCGUUCAAGGUCGGGGUCACGGUCAAGGUCUCCUCAUGGGCGGACACCGUCUCGGAUGAGCUGCGGCAGUGGGAAUGGAGGUGCAGGGCAUGCGCGGAGGCAUAGCAGGUCACCCUUGGCAAUGAACAGGCGCGGCGAUUUCAGGGAGGGCAUAGGAACUGGGUCGGGAGGAGGCCUGAGUCGCAUGAUGCCCGUCCCUCCGAAGUUGCCCUUACCUCCUCCACCCCCUCGAAGUCAGCGCUCCCCCCCAGCAGGCCUGAGACGGUUACAGGCACGCCAAAGGGAGGGGAUAGACAGGGAGCGCGGGGAGAGGGACAGAGAAAAGGAGAGGGAUGGGGAACGAGAUCGAGAGAGGGAGCACAAUUGGGAAUGGGAGAGGGUGGCACUUAUGAGGAGAACGCUCAGCCCUCCUUUGGCAACGCGGACAUUACCACACGUGGUGCAUGGGUCCGCACUCACUGACGAACGGGAUCGCAAGCUGCUUGCCGAGGUAUGCUCGUCACCUCCCCGAAAAGGAAGGCAAAGCCCAGGAGGCAGACAUGGGCUGUUCCGGUCAGAUAGGAGCAGGAGUGGUAGUCGUGGUCGGGAGCAGCAUGGCGGCAGUGAAUGCGGGGAAUUUGCAUUGAAGAGCAUUGUGAAGAGGGCCAGCCCUGGGAAAGUGGUAGGGGAUGCAGGUGGAGCCCAUGGCGACAGAAGGCAUGACACAUCGGACCCAGACGGAUCGCGCGACAAACGCGUCAAAGAAGAGCUGGCGGCACGAAAUGCAGUGGUCGUUGUCUGUCCGGUGGACAACCAUGGUGGCAGAGGGAGCAGUGAGGCCAGCAGGGAGGGAAGGGACCAUAAUCACAGGUGGGAGGAUAGGGAUUGGGAACGGGAAGAGGGUAGGGAGAAAGGGAGGGAGAGAAGUAGGGACAGGGGGGAAUCGGAGAACCAGAGACAUAACGAUUCAUCGAAAAUUGACGGCAGAGAUGGCGAGCCUGAGACGAAGAGACGAAGAGUGGGUGGAGUGUAUGCGGCGGAUGUGCCAGACAGGCUAGGACCGCUACCGCGUGGUCCAACAUCUACAGCAGGCGACUCCAAAUCUCUUCCAGGAGGUUCAACAUCUGGUGCCUCCUCUGUCUCCCACCCUGGAGAGGAGAGCAGCAAGGAUGGGUCCAGCUCAGGUAAAUCGUCAUCCCCUAGAGAUGAUUCAGGAAUCAAGAAGGAUCUUUCUCUGGCGACUAGUGUACAGCCAAGUAAGGUUGGAGCAUCAGCCCCAUGUGAAGAGAAUCGCUCUGCUGCCGCGGCGAUGCUUGGCACUCCAAACAUCUUGAAGCCAGAGGAAAAGUCCAAGGAGGAGAAGUUGAAGGAGGCAAAGGAGAAGGUCAUUGCCAGGAGCAGAAGCCUGAAGAGAACAUUGAGCAUGCGGGAGAGAAGCAUUAAAAACCUCCCCACAAUGCUGAACAGUGAAAGUGCCGGUCGCGGCUGGUCUCGAGGCCUUACACAAAGUGUUCCCCAGCAGCCCACAGCUGUGUGUUUCGAAGCAGAAACAGACCUUGAGAGGACUGGGGCUACAGUGAAGGGGAGCUCCGCAGAGCUGGCAAAUGCAGCCGGUUGUCCAACAGCAAAGUCUGAAAAGCUGGAUGUGCAUGAUGCUUUGAGACCGAAAUCAGUUCCUAAUGAGGAGGAUAAUAUCUCAUCACUUGGCACACCUCGCGAUGUUGAAAAACUUGGCGGUGCUCUUCCUACAAAGUUGAAAGGGAUCCAAGAUGCAGGAGUGGCAUCCAGUGGUCCGCUCAAGGAUUCAUCUGAUGGCCAGAAUCUAGUAGCCUCUUCUGUUUCAGUGCCAAUGAAGGCUGACGAACCUCGAGAUGUUCCAACUACUGCUAGCUCUCUGCAAUCCAAGCCUGAAGAAUGUCCAGAUGGGAAUCCCCCCAGCUCUCUCCCUUCAAAGCCUGACGAGAGUAGAGCUGCAGGGAAGGCAUCAGGUUUACUGCUGUCAAGGGUUGAUGAGCCUCGACUUGCAGACACAGCCUCUCAGAUCACAACACCAAGGCCAGAGGAAAGCCAAGAUGUGGAAAGAAACGCUACUUGUUUGCCCUCAAGGCCUGAAGACAGUAGAGUUGCAAAUAAACCCUCUAGUUCUCUACCAGCAAGGGUCGAGGAUAGCCGAGAGGCUGGAGUUGUGGACCUCUCUCAGAUGAGUUCGGAAAACCAGAAUACCAAGGAUCUGACGAGCGCUCCUGGACGGGUAGAAUCUCAAGGUGCAGGAAAAGGCGCAAGUGCACAACUUACAAACACUCCAUCAAGGGCAGAUAGUGUGGAGGUCGAAGGUGCUGCCGGACCUCAGGCAAGUUCAGAGAGCCAGGGUCAGAGCAAGCCAGCCACAAUGGGUGCGAAGACAUCUUUGCUUCUCCAAGCAGAAGCAGAUAUCGAUGAUCUGCCUUUGGUUGUUCUCCAGAAGCCAGCUCGGCGGGCUAAGACGUUGAAAGAGAGGGCUGACGGAGGAGGGGUGGUUGAUGGCAAGCAAACAAAGAAGGAGCAGAGUGCACCGGCAAAGAGUGGACCACCAGUGGUGAGUGGUGGUGUUCCCUCAGGGGAAAGAGCACCUGUGCCUGGGCGGGGAUCAAGAGAUUCUCUCCUGAAAAAGCUGCAGAAAGGGGGCAAGAAAGGGUUAGAUCCGGAAUUGGCAAUGCGGUUGUCAGUGAAAAAUGCUGCGAAGAAGGUUGUUGCUCCUACACAGGGGUUGACACCGGGCUCAUCUGUCAAAGCUGCUGCCAGCAAUCCCCCCAUAGCAGGGAAAGGGUCUGUGGCUGGCAUCAUCGGUGGUGGUGGUGGUGGGCAGAAGGGAAACUCCUUGCGGGAUAGGAUUUGUCCCGGUGGCAUAUCCUUAAUGGCACGGAGGGAUGAGGAUGAGAAGCCUGCUAAGAGGAUUUGCAGAUCAGAUGGGGGAGUUUCCGCCGCCGCUGGUGCUGGUGGUGUUUCCACUCCAGGGUCUUCAGGACAUCGAGAAGGAAGUGCAAAAGGGAGCAAUCGGGAUGUGGAAGAUGGCGAAGGUUCGACCAGGAGAGGAAUGGGCGCAGUGGGAAAGAAGUCCACAAAACCUCCAGGAAGACCGGGCCUUGCUGGGCCGGAAAAAGAGUCAGGUGGUUCAGUCAAUGUGGAACAAGCAGUGCCUAACAGACAAGCAGCAGUUGCAGGGACAGAUACCCCAGGGAUGGGCCCAUCCGGCCGUUCUGUUGGUGCGAAGAGUGCACAAGCUGUGAAGAAGAUUGCUAACGAUACUGCUGGAGCAGCAGGGGGGGUGACAGUUACGGAUAGUGGGAAAAAGACUGACACAGCACAAUGGGCUGCCAAGAUUCUGGCAAAAAAGGGUGAUGCAGCGGGAGGGGUGAAAGGAUUUGUAAAUGGUGUGCUGAAAAGGAGGGUGGAUGAGGGGAAGAGUGCUGCAUCAGCAGGCACUACAGCUGCAGAACGGCCUGGGCAAAAGGAACUGGGAAAGGGGGGUGUCAUUAGCAAUGACGGGUUCAAUAAAAGGGCCCCUGUAGGAGUCUCAGUGGGUGCAAGCAAGACCAACUUUGAGCUACUGGCCCAGUUGCCGAAAGAGUUGCGUCCGCAGCUUGAAAACAACCUCCGGAGCAAAGUGCCAUCGUCAAUUCGCCAGUACCAGCUCGAUAGGAUUCUUGAGCAGCACUUACGGGUGCUGGUCGGCGAAGGGGCAAAUGUACGGCGGACUUCCUACGCGGAUCUGGAUGAUGCAGUCAGAGCAGCAGUUGAAAUGGAGAGGACUGCUUUUCAAAGAGCUUCAGGGAAAAUAGUGUAUCUUAACUAUAUCAAGAAGGAGUUGGGUAAUCUCAUGAAUGCUGCAAAUGAGCUAGCUGUGCAGGAGAAGAUGCCUUCACAGGAUGAGGAGACGCGCCAGCCGAAGGAAGAAUCCCCUCUUGUGGAAACAGAGACUUCUCAACGGGCUGAAGCGGGAGCUAACCAGGAAACAGACGAACCAGUUCUCGCGACUGAUGACAUGCUGGUUGAGGUAGAGGAGGGAGACGAGGCCGGCGAAAAAAGAGAAUCGAAGGAGGAGGGUGGUGCUGCUGGGCAAAAGAUCGUGUCACUGCUUGAGGCCGUGUUUGGUGGGGAAGACGAGAGUGAUGAUGAUGAGGUGAUCUGUAUGGGCCCUUCUAAGACGUCCAAAAAGAUUGAUGUCAGCAGCGGCAAUCUGACGCCUGCUGCAGGGACUGCUGUGAAGGUGGAUGCUGUUAUUCAGAUUGAAGAAGGGGAAACCACGAAGGGUGUACGCACAAAGACGGGAGGACCUUUGCGGGGAGGAGGAGAAGGAGCAGGCAUUGAGACAAGUGCCGCAACAGCAGCAACUACAGGAGCAGAAGGCGGAGGAGUAGCAGGAGCUGCACUAACUGCAGGAGGGAUGUCUGCAACGGGCGAAGCCAUCAGUGGUUCAAGCAAGGUUGGCGACAGAGGUGGACGUGAGAUCCUACCAACACAUGGUGGCGAUUUGGGCGGUAAAGUGGAUUGUAAGGACCCUUCGGGUGAAGGAGAGGCUGUGAAGGCAAAACAGCAGGAGCAGCAGUCAAGAUCACGCCGCCUUGUGUCAGUUUCUAGUGACAACAACGAAGGUGCAGAGAGGGAGGAGGGUGCUGCUCCAGAGGCCAAGCCUGUGGGGUCCAGUCGAGGGAACAGUGGAACACUGCCAGGUACAGAAGAAAUGGACGGUGGAGAUGCAGGGAGCGAUCGGGCUAGCAACAAAGCUGUCACUGAAGAGAACCCUGAUCAACAGCAGGUCCCGUCAAAUGAGCAGCAGGCUGGUUCCAAGGUCCGGGGCAAGGGAGGAGGGAAGCGAGCACAGGUCACAAAGGACAGGACCACGUUGCCUGGAAAGACCGGCGACAAAGGGAAAGCCACGGGAACUGCUCGCAAGGUAGAGAAAAUGGGCCCGAAGGAGGUGAACCGCGCUGAAUUUGGAAGGGAGAGCCAGGUAGGAGAUACCAGUGAUAUCAACGGAGGGAAUGCUGGUGUGGCGGUGAAGAACGAAGUGGAGGUGGUCAUCGCUGAAAGCGCCGGUGGCAAAGAGGAGAAGGUAGAAUGCACAGAUGUGAAUCCAUGCUCACGAAGUGAUCCGAUGGAAAUCGAUGCUGGUGAAGAAGCGGAAGAGGGACUGAACAGUACUUCUUUGAUGGCGAGCGACGAUUGCAAGAGUGCAGUGAAGCAAGGAGGCAGCCGUGAAGGGGGAAGGGAGAAGGAUUCUGAGGAAGAUCCAGAUGGGGGGACGUCAUCUAGGCAGCCAAUGGUGCAAGAUCAGGUGACGAGCUUUAUCAGCAUGCACCUCAAACCUCUGUUGGAAAGUGGAGUUAUCAGCCGGGCAGAAUUUGCCUGGGCAACAGUCAAGACGACCGCUAAGGUCAUGCAGCACCAUGAAGGGGCAAUCGAAGCAAAUUUCCUGAUUAGGGAAGGGGCACGUGUCCGCAAGUUAUCUGAGCAGUACCUAGAAGCCUACAGGAAGAAAUCAUCACGCGCGCGAUCGAGAUCGAAAACUGCAUGAAGCUUCCAGUCUUCCAUUCUCAAGGUCCAGUCUCUUGCAUGCUGCAGUCCUGUACAAAGCGGUGGGCCCAGUACAAUGCAACGGCGCCAAUUUCCAAUCGGUAACAAGCACGCAUUUUCAAGGGGUAAGAAAACUGCCCAAUCACAGCAAGCUUCCACCAACUCUGCAUCAGGCGUACACAAGGUCUGCACCAGGUCUGUGCCAGGUCAGUGCCAGGUCUGCACCAGGUCUGUGCCACAUCUGCAGGUCUGCACCAGGUCAGUGCCAGGUCCGCAGGGCUGUACCAGGUCAAUGCCAGGUCUGCAGGUCUGCACCAGGUCUGUGCCAGGUCUGCAGAACCUGGUCUGUGCCAGGUCUGCAGAACCUGGUCUGUGCCAGGUCUGCAGGUCUGCACCAAGUCUGUGCCAGGUCUGCAGAUCUGCACCAAGUCUGUGCCAGGUCUGCAGGUCUGCACCAGGUUUGCAGUAACAGAUUAGAUGAACACACCCAGGUGCAGCUGAUGGAUGACAGCUGGGACAAUCAGUCCAAUUCAGGGACACGCGUCAACAGCAGGUGGCUUCUUGGUUGCAAAGGUUGGGUUACUCCUAUGUUGAAUCUGAUGUUUCAGAUGUAGAGUGGAAGAGGGAGGUGAUUUUUCUGCAUUGCUGCUGUGCUGCAUGCACACACACCAAUUUCGUCACCAAACAGCCUCAUCCUCGGUGAACCCCCCCCAGUACCUCCCUCGCCCAGGCAAACUUGAGAAUUGAAAUUGCGACCUUCCAUGUGUUCUUCAGAUGAACAGUGCUGCUGUACUGACAUGGGCAGGCCUCGCCAGCCAAAAUGAAAACGAACGGAAAACAAAAUCGCCUCCGUCGA
Molecule: messenger RNA, 9836 nt
Organism: Chara braunii
Lineage: Eukaryota; Viridiplantae; Streptophyta; Charophyceae; Charales; Characeae
Source: the annotation of a GenBank genome assembly